Molecule: messenger RNA, 959 nt
Organism: Nymphalis io (European peacock)
Lineage: Eukaryota; Metazoa; Arthropoda; Insecta; Lepidoptera; Nymphalidae
Exons: 7
Coding region: 110-742 (210 amino acids)
Source: RefSeq, a predicted model, not a curated record
CCUGACACUUCAUUCUCAUAGUUUUUGUGGAUUUUGCCGCGAAAGUUUAUACAACUUAUUGCGUAAAUUUUAUGUUUUAUGCUAUAAUAAUGCUUUUGUUGCUAUAAUAAUGAGUAAAAAAACGUUUUUGUGUAAUAACGAACUUGGCUCAUCUUCGUCUUCUUCGGAAGAAGUAGGAAUGGCAUCUCCACCGCCAAAUAAGCGGAUGAAGCAGCAGCACCAGCAAAGCAGGUUAAAUAAGCCACAUGAUACGAUGAACAAACAACGAGCAUCUGAUCUUGUAAAGUUUGAUGCAAGCAGACUACCACAUACAGCAAGCAGAAAUGUUCCAACCGAGCGGGGCAAAAUAAAUAAAACUUUUUCUGCAAAUUUUAAUGUCCAACCGGGAGAAAGGAAGGCGGGCGAGGCGAAAGCACCAGCUUCCGCCGCUCAGAACGUGCACCGCAAAACCAGGUUUGAUUCAAGCAGACCACCUACAGCAACCAGAAAUGUUCCAACCGAGCGGGGCAGAAUAAACACAACAGUUUCACGUGGCAUCUAUUCGAACAGGAAUAGAAAUGAAGUCCAACCGGGAGAAAGGAAGGCGGGCGAGGCCGGAGUGGCAGCAGCUCCCGCCGGUCAGAAUGUGCGGAGCGAUACCAGCAGUGGUGCAUGUUUUCAUUGCAAUAUCUUUCUUUCACCGCCGAGCAUGAGAUGCAUUAUGAAUGUUCGAGGCAGCGUUAUGACGAGGGGUCCUCCAUAGUUGCCGCUGGCUCGGUAAGCAUCAAACGUUGUUUCAUCUGAUACCGGUGACGAAAAAGAGGGAUCGCUCUUAUACGGCUGGACGCCAUCUUACCGGCUUCACACGUGAAAACUUCAGUGGCGCUUGCUACCAUGAUAUAGUGUUAGGUUCUUAAUAUGAUCCGCCGGGGAUUAGCAUGGUUAUAUCCUUCGGAAGGGUAUAACACUCUCGGUCUGCU